This is a messenger RNA of Labrus bergylta (ballan wrasse), 4049 nucleotides long. Its product is annotated as toll-like receptor 13. Gene Ontology annotation, biological process: toll-like receptor signaling pathway; immune response; inflammatory response. NCBI's taxonomy places the organism in Eukaryota, Metazoa, Chordata, Actinopteri, Labriformes, Labridae. Gene Ontology annotation, molecular function: transmembrane signaling receptor activity; protein binding. The record is from RefSeq and is a predicted model, not a curated record. Gene Ontology annotation, cellular component: plasma membrane.
AUGCAAACUGUCCUGUUCCUUCUCCUGCUCUACGCCUCGGCCUGCUGUGGUUUUGGCUUCAGAGGCUGUACUCAGAACAUCCCCCAGACAGACACCAUGUGGUGCUCCAAAAGGAAGAUCGCUAACCUCUCUGAUGUCCUUCGCAUGAUGCCAGAUAACAUAACUACUAUCAACCUGUCUUUGAACAAAAUCACAGUCAUUCCACCUGGGUUGUUCAGUCAGGUGCUAGGGCUCAAAAAGCUAGACCUGAGCCAGAACCAGCUAAGCUUUCUAAAAGGAGGAGAAUUCAGAGGCUUGGAUGCGCUGGUUUUCCUCAACCUCACCUGCAAUAACAUCUCACACAUCCACUCCAAUGCCUUUGGUGGACUCAGCAGACUCAAAACAUUGCUUCUGAUCCACAACUUUCUAUCAACCAUCUCCCUAGAUAUCUUCAGUUCCCUACCAGCUAUUCAAGAAGUUGAUCUUUCUUUGAACAUGCUGAAGGUUUUCAGCUGUGGAGAGUCCAGUGGAUCCUCCAGUCUUGGGAGGCUUGAUCUUUUCGCAAACACCAUCCAGAAGCUGAAUGUGAGCUGUUUUCCCGCCCUUGAGUACAUCAGGCUGUCCAACAACUCAAAGCUAGAGCUGCAAGCAGAUGUUUUCUCCUCAAACCACAGGCUUAAAACUCUUCUCUGUCAGAGUCUAAAUGCAGAAGGUCUACUGAGACUCCCUGAAGAUACAAAGAGAAAUCUCACUUGGGUGGCAUUUUCUCUGUUUGUGGAGAAAUCUCCAUUAACAAUCUGCCAACUUCUAAAAGGAAUGGACCAGCUUGAAAAAGUAGAGGUUGACUUGAAAGGAUCCAGGUUGCCUCAGAAUAACUCCAGCCUGUUGGACUGCCCCAGUCCACCUAUGUUUAUUAUGAUGGAUGCAAACUUUGGGAAUGUGGACCAGUUGUCACUGGGUAGGGGGAAUACCAGCAAACUUUAUCUCAUCAACUUAGGGUUGAGGCAGAUAUCUCGUACUACAUUUGAUGGUUACAAAGGACUGAAAACGUUGCAGGUGAACCAAAAUAAGCUCAUUAUUGAGCCUGACACAUUCAAUGGCCUAACACACCUCACAUUUCUAAGCUUUGACAAGAGCAAACUUCAUGAAAUUGACCCUAACUGGUUUGUCCCUCUGAUAAAUCUUACACGCCUUUCUCUCCUAAAAAAUGAAAUCACUGAGUUGCCACCCAAGGGAUUCAGUGCCCUUAUUCAUCUCGAGCAGCUUUAUCUGCAGUUCAACCUGCUGAAAUACAUCACCAGGAAGCCCUUCAGUAAGCUGAGGAGGCUGAAAAAGCUCAACCUCAGUUUGAACAUCAUUGAUUUCAUAGAAGAAGGCACCUUUCAAGACCUGACAUGCUUAAGAUACCUGGACCUCAGUGGGAACCGCAUCAAGAGACUGACACCACCUAUCCUGUCUGGUCUGACAAAUUUAAAGACAUUUGUGCUGUACAACAACCGCCUCCAUUUCAGAUCCUAUGAAUCUCCUUUCAUCAACCUUACUUCUCUGGAGUAUUUGGAGAUGAACUACCAGGGGCCCGGUGGUCAAGGCAUUGGAAACAUUGGACCACACUUCUUCCAGAAUGCGCAUCAACUUAUUUCAGUAGGAAUUGGGCACAGCAUCAAGCUGGACUUUCAUCCUGAUGCCUUUGUUCCUCUGGUCAAAUUAAAAUACCUCCACAUAGCAGGAGUUAUCAUGAAAACGACCAACCUGAGUGCUGUGUUGUCCCCUCUGAAAACAUUGAGGAAGCUGACUCUUUACAGGGCAGACCUUGACACUCUGCCUGCUAACCUGCUGUCUCCAGGUAACACACUGGAAAUUCUCAAGGUCCAGUCAAACCAUCUUCACACUGUGGACAAAACAAUGCUGGAUGCAUUGCCAAGGUUGCGUUUUUUGGAUAUUACAGACAACCCACUUAGCUGUACCUGUGAUAACGCCUGGUUCAAGACUUGGGCCAUCAACAACAAUUACACACAGGUGUCCAACUUGUACAGCCUACAUUGUGACAACAACGUGAGGUCUCCCUACCUGUGGCAGCUUGGCGAUAAGGCCUGCUCUUUCGACCGGUUGUCCUUUACUCUUUGCAUCACUUUCUCUGUGUUGGAUAUUUUGUUUGUGGUUGUGUGUCUUGCCUGGCACACUCAGGGAUCUGCUCUGCGCUACCUAAUACUCAUCUUCAGGGCAAAACUACGCAGACGUCGUGGAACAGCAAAAGUACAGUACGACGCCUUUGUCUCCUAUAGCUCCAAAGAUGAGGCCUGGGUGAUAGGACAGCUGGUUCCCCAUCUAGAGAGACCAGCUGUGGGGGCAAAGGGCCUUCGACUGUGCCUCCACCACAGAGACUUCCGCCCUGGUGCUGCUGUGCUUGAGAACAUCGAGUCUGCGAUUUACAGUUCUCGCCACACCAUCUGCGUGGUGACACGGCACUUCCUGCAGAGCGAGUGGUGCUCGGUGGAGUUUCAGCUGGCCAGUCUGAGGCUUUUGUUUGACGGCAGUGACGUCCUGCUGCUGGUGUUCUUGGAGGAGAUGCCUGAGCACUGUCUGUCUCCCUACAUACGCAUACGCAAGAUCGUGCGUAAAAAAACCUACCUGCUGUGGCCUGAGGACCCAAACGAGCGCGAGGCCUUCUGGGUCAGGUUUAGAGAUGCUUUAAGGGACAAAGAGGAUGAGGACGGAAGAGGAGGAGAUGAAGAGUUGGCAAGGCUAAUUGGCUAGACAGAAUGCAAACUACUUCCACAUACUGUCAUGGGGGUCAGCCCUAUGUUCCCACACUUCUAGGACAUUUUCAAAAUUAGGUCUUGUGUUCCUAGAUUUCCCUUCAAUUUAAGCCCUAUCCUCCCACAAGAUUUUUUGGAAGCAAGUAAAUUAAUGAAUGAAAGAAUAAUUUCGAUAUUUUGAUCAUCAGCAGCAGAAAUCGUCACAAUCAUUACAAGAAAAAAAAAAUAGGCUGAUGGAAAAGGGUUUAACAUAACAUAGAUAACAUAGAAAUAACAUAAAAAUGUGGGAACAUAGGCUCCCCUGUCAUGUCAUCAUUCAUUUGACUCGUAGUAAAAUGCAUUAAGAACUCUUCUAUUAUCUACUCAUUCUCUGCUAAGCUAUUUGAGACUGUUAAAAGACUACGCUAUUUAAAACUUGAGUAUUUAUCUUGAAAACCUACUGUAUGACAAACACUGAACAAGCUAACAUGCCAGGUACAGUGUUCACAUACACCAUUCCUUUUUCCGGUUAGGUUGCUGCACAUGCAAGGAGCCUGAAGUCCUCCAAGUAGGCGGGAGUAAAGACUGUGGCUACUGUCCCGCAUUUCAUUACCCACUGUCUCUCCCUGGUUUACUACUCUAUCCACUACAGGCAGAAAGCCCAAAAAUUAAUAUUUAAAAAAACAAAGUGCAUACCCUGUUAUGCUUAUUAGUGCCAAACUAAAUGUCAACUUCACUUACUUUAAAUGAAGAUUCUUUCCACAUUCAGUUGUAAUGUAUCGUGAGAUUAACCAUGAAGACCUGACAGUUUUUCUUUUUAUACUUCACUGUUUUUUUUUGUUUUAAGAUUUCUUUUUGGGCAUAUUGUGCCUUUAAUGGAAAGAUAAGACAGUGGAUAGAGUUGGAAAUCAGGGACAUAGAGUGGGGAUUUGAGCCUGGGGCAUCCGCUUGGAGGACCAUGGCCUCCAUACAUGGGGCUCGCACACUAACCACUGCACCACCAGCGCCCCAUGUACUACACUGUUAACAUGAUUGAUUGAUUCUGCUUUAGAGUUUGGUAUUUUAAUGUUGGGCUUUGUGGGAAUUCACUCUUUUUGAAGCCAGCUGAAGCAGGUACAAAAGGAAAACAUUUUUAAUCGGUGACCUCAGGUCCAGCUUGGUACAAAUUGGAUUUUUUUUUUUUUUUUUUCCAUAUUUAGGGUGUCCAUGUGCUUACUCUUUUGUUCUGUUCCAUGAUAUUAUUGCAAUUUAAUAUUGCAUUGCUGGAAAAGUAAAGUAAGUAAUGAAAUAUGUAUUCAACUUAUGAUGUGAUGAUUGCUUUAAAAUAAAAACUUA